Helobdella robusta is the source of this 738-nucleotide messenger RNA. RefSeq lists its product as hypothetical. NCBI's taxonomy places the organism in Eukaryota, Metazoa, Annelida, Clitellata, Rhynchobdellida, Glossiphoniidae. The record is from RefSeq and is a predicted model, not a curated record. Bases 1 to 738 code for a protein of 245 amino acids. The transcript has 6 exons. Gene Ontology annotation, biological process: potassium ion transport. Gene Ontology annotation, molecular function: large conductance calcium-activated potassium channel activity. Gene Ontology annotation, cellular component: postsynaptic membrane.
AUGAUCGUCUCAGGCCAGUUUGCAAGUUUCAUCCCAGAGAUCACAGACAUCCUGGGCAGCAGGAGCAAGUACGGAGGAUCAUUCAAAAAAGAACAUGGCAAAAGACACAUUGUACUGUGCGGCCACAUAACUUACGAAUCUGUCUCCAACUUCAUGUCGGACUUCCUUCACAAAGACCGAGAGGACGUUGACGUUGAAUUAGUUAUCAUGAACAGGAAGGAACCAGAUCUAGAACUGGAAGGCCUUUUCAAACGACAUUUCACACAGGUCAAAUUUUUUCAAGGAACUGUGAUGGACGCUAAUGACUUGCACAGGACUAACGUGAAAGAAGCAGACGCCUGUUUGGUUCUGGCUAACAAGUACUGCGAGGACCCUGACGCCGAAGAUGCCGCCAACAUUCUGCGAGUCAUUUCGAUAAAGAACUAUCAUGAUGACAUCAAAGUUAUCGUUCAGCUGCUUCAGUACCACAACAAAGUGAAGUUUGCUCUUCGUUCGUAUUUUUUGUUUGUCGUAUUCAGUUUGAGGAUGAGCAUCGAAUCCUACCUGCUGAACAUUCCAAGUUGGGAUUUGAAGAGAGGGGACGACGCCGUCUGCCUGGCAGAACUCAAGUUGGGUUUCAUCGCUCAGAGCUGCCUGGCACCUGGCUUCUCAACGCUGAUGGCCAAUCUAUUCACAAUGAGGUCCUACAAUCCGGAGAGUGUGGUUAGUAUCUUUGAAAAUAUUUGUUACAAAACGUAA